This is a messenger RNA of Caenorhabditis briggsae, 3720 nucleotides long. It is a transcript of the gene Cbr-pqn-59.1, whose product is annotated as Protein CBR-PQN-59.1. Gene Ontology annotation, molecular function: metalloaminopeptidase activity; protein binding; manganese ion binding. Gene Ontology annotation, cellular component: mitochondrion. Lineage: Eukaryota; Metazoa; Nematoda; Chromadorea; Rhabditida; Rhabditidae. The transcript has 11 exons. Bases 1 to 3720 code for a protein of 1239 amino acids. The record is from RefSeq and is a predicted model, not a curated record.
AUGGGUAUCAAAAGCGACAAAAAAGCUACCAGCGAUCAAGCGCGACUUCAGCGACUCACACUGGACGGAGUUUCCGGCACAGAGGAGGACAUGCAGUUGAUGAUUAAGACCAUUACCGAAACCACCGGAUGCACAUCAGCACAAGCCGAGAUAGCGUUGCUGGACAGAGACAUGGUUCUGUACAGCGCAAUCGAUUACAUCUUGGAGGCUGGCGACAAACUCGACUCAUGGACCGAACAGAAGGGACCAAAGAAAGAGAAGAAGAAGUCGGAUGAAGGCAGUUUCAACAGCAGAAACUUCCAGGGCAGAGGCGGCAGAGGUGGAAGCACCGGUUUCGUCGACAGAGGUGGCCGCGGCCGUUCAAGCGGAGCGACACCACGCGAGAGCCGAGACACCCGGGAUAAUAAUCGUGAGAAUCGAGAGCCACGCGAGUUCCGUGAGCCCCGUGAGCCAAGAGGUGAUUAUAAAGAAGGAGGUCGAGGAGGUGAUUUCAAAGAAGGUGGAUCAUCGCGCCCGAGCCGUGGUGGAUUUGAAAGACCGUACGUUGGACGUGGACGAGGAGGCGGAAGCAGAGGAGGAUACUCCAGAGCUGUGGCUCCAUCGUCAACUCUUGAUCCAGAUGCAUUCACUGCUGAUCUUGAAGAUAACUCGACCAAAGUUGAUACCAACGUCACCGAAGUGCAACCACCAGUCGAGGAAUCUGUCGCCGCUACCGUACCAACUUCGUCGGCUCCAGCUCCAAUCUCGUUCGCCGCUGUUGCAGCUGCCGCUCACCGUAAGGAGGCCCUACGAAAGCAACAAGCACAGAAUCCGCAACCAGCACCACCACCAAGGCGGAGUCUGUCUCCACAACCACCGCUUCCAUCACAAGCCGCUCCAGAAGAGAGUCCGGUGAAGGAGGAGCAAGAGCCAGCACAGUUCUCGGAUGAACCAGAAACUUCGCAACAGCAAGAUGAAGGAUACUUCCAGGACGAACAGGCCCCAGCGGUUGAAGAGCAGACGCCGAACGUGUCAACUCACCAUGAUGAAAAUGUACAAAGCUCACCAGAUCAAGCCAAUCAGGCGUGGACCAAUCAACUGAAGUCAUCGCUCGGAAUUGGAAUUCACGAUGCACAAGAAGCUGUGUCCCCAACCCCGAGUGCUGCUCCAGUUCAGACCCUCCCUGAUCCAGGAGUUGAAUUUGUUGGAACCACUGCUCCAACCAACCUCCACGACUACUCAUUUGGAUUUGUUGAUGCUCCCCCAAGCCCACAACUCCCACAACCUUCCGAACCAUCCGCUGCAUCGAUCUCUACAAACAAUGAAAACCUGUUUAACUCGCCCCGAAUGAUCCCGAAACAAGUUGAGGUGAGUUUGUCGAAUUGGAACUUUCCAGAACGAUCGCUUCCAAAUGGCGAUUACAACUUGAAAUCCUCCUCUCCACCGUUGGGAUACGGACAAUCGAACCGAGGACUGUCGUAUGACACUUCAUCCUCCUCGUACCCACCAACGGAUCGCCUGUCGUCCUCGAACAAGUUCAACAAUCCUGGACAGCUUCCGUCGCAACAAUCAUCGCAACAACCACAGCAGCAAGUGCAGCAGCCGACUCAACAGCAGAAUACGCCACCGGCUCAGCAGCAACAAGGACACCCACAGCAUCCACAACAACACAUGUUGUUUGCCCCGCAGAUGCCGUACGGAUACAUGAACUCCUACAUGAACAUGUACAAUCCAAUGGGUGGAGUCCGCGAUGAUCAGUACGCUGCACUCAUGCAGUACGGAAUGGGAGUUGAUUUGAGCAAUCUGUCGACGAUUCUCCCGCAGUCUGCUUCCCAGACACUGACCUCAAAUGCACCACAAGUGCAAUCAGGACAGCAACGAGAGACUCAUGGACUUAUGGACUUCAACAAGUUCGGAUCACAAAGUGGACGUGAUCAGCAACCACAGCAGCCGUCGAAUGUUGGACCACCACCAGGGUUCCAAGCCAAUUCGUACAUGCAACAGCCAAACCUAUCGUCGUUGUUCAUGCAGCAGCCAUACCCGGCCGCUCCACACACCUUCGGAUUCAUGAACAUGAUGCCGAAUGUGGGAAACAGCGCCGGCGGCGGACGUCAGAUGUACGGACAGGACGACGAGCGCAAGAGCUACGAUAAGAUGGCCGGCGCCAAAAACGGCAGUAUCAUCUACAUAACAUCAUGUAUGGGAUACACCCCAUCAAUCGAUAUGGGUCUCUACUCGGUCGCCUCAAACAGUGUUCUCUCGUUAACAAAAGCAGUCGCCCAGUCGGCGGCGAAAAAAGGCGUUCGUGUGAAUAGUGUGGUGUCUGGAAUGGUCGAAGGAGACGGUUCGGGAGCUGUGUGGGACCAGACGAAUGGGGAGGAAGCGAGACAAAUCAAACAACAUUUGGAGGCGAUGAUACCGUUGGGACGGUUGGGACGGCCAGCCGAUGUUGCUAGUUAUGUCGAGUUUUUGGCAUCCACGCGAUCAAGAUAUCUAAAUGGAAUAACGACGCCCGACUGCUACUACGUCAUCCAAUGUGGCCUUCAAGAAUCGUCAAAACCCACAAAUCUGCUCUUCGCCAACCGACGAACGGACUACGAAACCCUCUGGGAAGGACCCCUUCCAUCGGAGACCGAAUGGGAAAAAACGGCGAAUUUUUCGGAGCUCUCGCCGACGAAUCGAUUGAUUCAAACGCUGGAAAAAGUGGUUGACAAAGGGACCGCUGUGUUUUCCAACACCGCUUCGGACGAUGAUUUUUUGGAGAAUUUUUUGAAGACAAAAGCCAAUUCGUUGAGUUCUGUGGAUCAUUUUAUGAGUAGCGACUUAACGACGCUCAAGACGCUGCCGACCGCGACGCCGACGCGCGCCGCUUCCAAAAUUGGAAAAUUGGUGCGGUGCCAAAAAAGCCAAAAUUAUCGAUUUCUGAUUCAGAUUGAACGUCUUCGAGUGAUCAAAUCGGACAACGAGAUGGACGCAAUGCGUGACGUGUGCAAUUUGGGUGCUCAAACGAUGAGCUCAAUGAUAUCCGGAGCCAAAAACGUGCACAAUGAAAAUGCGAUUUGUGGAUUAUUGGAAUUCGAAGGACGUCGACGCGGAAGCGAGAUGCAAGCCUAUCCGCCAGUGAUUGCAGGCGGCGUUCGCGCCAACACAAUUCACUAUCUGGACGCCAACGCGGACCUGAGCCCCACCGAGACGGUGCUCGUCGACGCCGGAUGCGACUUGAACGGCUACGUUUCGGACAUUACCCGAUGUUUUCCGAUUUCCGGGCACUGGUCCGACGCCCAACUCUCCCUGUACGAAGCCCUUCUCUACGUGCACGAACAACUUCUAACCUAUGCCCAUAAUAUGGAAAAAGUCCGCCUAUCGGCACUUUUCCGACGAAUGAAUGAGCUGUUGGCGGCGAGUUUUUCGGAAUUAGGACUAAUCAAAUCGACGGACCCAAAGGAAAUGAUUCAUUUGGCCGAGAAACUGUGUCCUCAUCAUGUCAGUCACUAUCUCGGAAUGGAUGUUCACGACUGUGCUACAGUAUCCCGUGACGUGGAUUUACCCGCGAAUGUGUCGUUUACAAUUGAGCCAGGUUGCUAUGUACCAAUGGAUUGGCCGGUUAAGGAAUUCCGUGGCAUCGGCUACCGUAUCGAAGAUGACGUGGCAACUAGCUCAUCUGGAGGCAUCGAGCUGCUCACCGCCGCCGUGCCACGCGACCCGUUGGAAAUUCAAAGGCUCAUGGGAACGGCGGAAUAG